CCGGUGACGUGAACGGUUUGAAAAGUUAACAACAAAGCGGUUAGGCAACGAAAGCAAAAAUCCGUCAUUCCGUCGUCCCCGAUACGGCCACGCAUCGUUAACACUUAAGUCACUUUACGUUCAAAUUCUCGACUGCCAACGAGUCGUGAACUCGUUCUGUUUUCCGUUUAAUUUCGCCCGCACGUAUUUUGAUAUACGUUAUAAUAUACAAUACCUAACGUGUACUAUAACAACAUCAUAGGAUGUAUUCAUUAAAGUCAUUUGUAAUUGUAGCACUAAUUUGCACAUCUUUAAGCGUAUCCGGCCAAAAUUCAGACAAUCAACAGGCCAGAUUAUUAGUAUCUAAACAAGUUCUUAAUAAAUUGUUAGUUCAAGAUUCUGAUAUCCUAGUUAAGUAUACCAUUUACAAUGUGGGAAGUGUGCCGGCUACAAAUGUUAUACUACAAGACUCAGGAUUUCCUGAUGAAGCAUUUGCCACUGUCAAAGGAAAUUUGAAUAUUCGUUUUAACAGAAUUCCAUCGGGCGCAAAUGUUACUCAUGCUGUUGUUAUCAAACCUCUUACAUAUGGCCGGUUUAACUUCACAGCUGCAGUGGUACAAUAUAAGUCAUCAGAAGGUGCUGAAGAGCCACAAUUUGCAAUAAGCAGCGAACCCGGUGAAGGAUACAUAAUCAGUUAUGCUGAAUACGACAAGAAAUUCUCACCUCAUUUGCUUGAUUGGUUUGCAUUUGCAGUAAUGUCUCUGCCAGCUUUAUUAGGGCCAUUCGUAUUGUGGUGGAUUAGCAAGAGCAAGUAUGAAUUAAUAUUGAAACAAAAACGUGAAAAAGUGUCUAAAGAUUAAAAUUAAUAAAAUAAGAACCUUUGUACAAUUAAAAUUAAGGAUUCUUUAGCCUAAUUUGGUAUAAUA
Messenger RNA from Rhopalosiphum maidis (corn leaf aphid), 905 nucleotides. RefSeq names its product translocon-associated protein subunit beta (gene SsRbeta). The transcript has 4 exons. NCBI's taxonomy places the organism in Eukaryota, Metazoa, Arthropoda, Insecta, Hemiptera, Aphididae. The record is from RefSeq and is a predicted model, not a curated record. The coding region runs from base 243 to 839 and encodes 198 amino acids. Gene Ontology annotation, cellular component: endoplasmic reticulum; membrane.